Molecule: messenger RNA, 987 nt
Organism: Seriola dumerili (greater amberjack)
Lineage: Eukaryota; Metazoa; Chordata; Actinopteri; Carangiformes; Carangidae
Product: chymotrypsin-like elastase family member 3B
Exons: 8
Coding region: 45-854 (269 amino acids)
Biological process (GO): proteolysis
Molecular function (GO): serine-type endopeptidase activity
Source: RefSeq, a predicted model, not a curated record
GUGUGUGUGUGUGUGUGUGUGUGUCUCCUCCAUAGAGUGACAUCAUGCUGCAGGCUCUGGUCCUCCUGCUGCUUCAGGCAGCAUAUGUUUUUGGAUGUGGUACACCUGCUGUAAAGCCUGACACCAACAGGGUGGUGAAUGGACAGGAUGCCCGCCCCCACAGCUGGCCCUGGCAGAUCUCCCUGCAGGUGAAACAUGGCAGCCGUUACCAUCACACUUGUGGAGGAACUCUGAUCGCACCUCGUUGGGUGCUGACUGCUGGACAUUGCAUCUGGCCGGGAGACGUGUAUCGUGUGGUGCUGGGAGAGCACGACAUGAGUCAGCAGGAGGGGACUGAGCAGAUCAGAGAUGUUCUGCGUAUCAUUGUUCAUCCCAAGUGGGACAUUGACCAUGUGGGUGAUGGCAAUGAUCUGGCCCUGCUCAAACUGGAUAAGAGCCCCGUCAUGAGCGACAGCGUUAGCGUGGCUUGUCUUCCAGAGGCUGGAGAGAUCCCCACCCAUGGGACUCCGUGUUACAUCUCCGGCUGGGGCAACCUUUACACUCAUGGACCUAUGCCUGACAAGCUGCAGCAGGCCCUGCUGCCCGUGGUGGGGUACAGCGUGUGCAGCCGCAGCGACUGGUGGGGCAUCAACGUCAAGACCACCAUGAUCUGUGCAGGAGGAGACGUCGUAGCCGGAUGCAACGGAGACUCUGGUGGUCCUCUGAACUGCAGGGGUCAGGAUGGUAAGUGGUACGUCCAGGGUGUGACCAGCUUCGUUUCCUCCCGCGUCUGCAACGAGGUCAAGAAGCCCACCGUCUUCACCCGUACCUCUGCCUUCACCGACUGGCUCAGUGACGUCAUGCUGCAUUACUGAGGAUCUGCUGGACACCGUCUGAUCGAGUCCAAAAGAUAAUGAUGUCCCGAGUCCCGUUCAUUUUUAAGCUGAACAUCAGGGUCAGACACGGACCAACAUGUCAGUCAUCACUGAAAAACAUUAGAAUAAGAAG